CUGCUGGGGGGUUGUAGCCUCGGUUUAUUUUUGUUGUUUCCAUAAAAAAAUUAUUUUGGGAAAGGUCGUCCCUUUGAAGUUUGUAUGCGUGGCGUCGUAGCGGGAAAAAAGGAAAAAAGCGGUGAAUAAUAAUAAUUUCUGUAGCACUAAAAAUAGUUGUGUUUCAAAAUAGCCUCUGAACGGUGAUUCCUGCGUUGGGCUUUAUUUGUGUGGUUGUUUUGGGGUUUUGUUCCCCAGUUUGCUGUACACCCAUGUUUCAUCCUCUUUCACUUUUUGAAGGGUUUAAGUUGUCUAAUGACGUCCUGAUGGUUUUAAUAAUACAAUUCCUGGUGCAUCAUGCCUAGAACAUGGCUGCUCCAUCCCUGCCGUUAUAUCCAAACCAUGGAUCGGAGUCACCCCGGAAAAAAAUAUAUUACAGCACAGCUGGGAUUUUAUUUUCUUCCUCCUUUUGCCUUUGUUUGCUCUGUAAGGGUUUGUCUUUGGGGAAAUUAAUUUGCAGGAUUAGCUCUGGAGGUGGAAUUUGCGAUUAAAUUUGUGCCGGCAGACAGACCUGGAGCGUGGAUAAGGCUUCAUUAAGGUUUGCUCUCCACAUCCUCGCUGAACUUCCCCGAAAAGUUUGGCCGCUGCAGGAACGUGGUGGGGAAGAAAACCUGGGCCUGGCUCUUGUGGUAAACGAUGAUUGCGUUUAUCUGAGGGCUGACUUACAGGAAAUACUCGGCGAUGAGUCCCGGUGCCCCUGGGCAGGACACAGCGGUUCGGGUUUCACCGGCGGAGUUGCUGCCCCUUCCCCGCUCCUGCCUUUGCCCGGGCUCUGGGAAUCAUCGCUGAUGGCAGCGCUCCAGCUCCUGCCCGGCAGGUGCUCACAGCACAGAGAACUCUUGUGGCAGCCCGAGCACAGAUAAUGCUCAAUUGUGGCUCAAGAACCCUCCCUGAGCGCCAUCGGAGAGGAUUAAGCCUUUGUUACCUGCCGUGAUUUGAGGAGUGGCUCUGGUGGAAUGUGAUUCUUCUUUUCCACUUGAAAGACAAGAGCUUGAAAGGCCACCUGAUCAAACAAAAUAGUCCCUGUGCUCUGAGAGUGCCCAGCUGAGGGCAGGGGACAAACAGGGCUCGGUGUCCUUUGUGAGCUGGGGACAGCAGGACAGAGCCUGGCACAUCCAGCACCUCGGCUGGGCCCCUCCUGGAGCUCCCCCUGAGCUGAUCCUGCAGAUCUGGCAGCUGGGAUAAUCUUCUUUUUUAUUAAAUAACAUCACAGGUUUUGUAGAAAUGAAGCUUUUUUAUCAAUUGAGUCCUAUAUUAUUAAUGAAACUCGCUGGUGUCAGAAUUUUGUUUUUCCCAAAAUUCCCCUUACCCAAAGCAUGGCUGGGUGGGAAUUAAUUUUCUUUCUAAGCCUGUCCUGACCUGUGAAUUAAGUUGGUUCCCAGGGCUCAGAGCUCCCAGAUGAAAACUUGUGUGUGUCCUGGCAUUUGGGGGUUUGUUAAUCUGUAAAAUGGGGAGUGAGCUCACCCAGUUGAGGUCCUGUUUCCUUUGAGCAGUGGGGGUGAAGCACACAGACAUGAUAAUAUUGCAGAUAUCUCAGCUGUUGCCCAGCUCCCUCAUUUCAGUUGGUUUUGCUGCUGUUUCUGUUUCCUUCAGUGGCCAUUGGCUGUUUUGCUGCUUCUCUCCCUUCUUUCCACACCCAAACUCUGAAUUUGCCAUUCCCCAAAGCUGCCAUUUCCUCAGCUUGUCAGUCAUUUUUCUGCUUGUGAUUCAAGCUGUGUAUCUGUCUGCAUCUCUGUCUCCUCACAGUUCUCAUUACAGACUGAGGAGCCUUUUCCUGGCAUUUCUCUGCACUUUCACUGCUGAAUUGGGUCCCACAUUCCUUAAUGAAGUCAACAAUUAACCUUGAGCUGGUCACUCAAACAGUUUCUGAUUAUUGAACAGUCACUGAGAAUUUUCACACUUCUUGAUUAAAGCCAUCCUGUAGUUUUGGCUGCUGCCAGUUGAGUGUACAAAGAAUUUGAUUUCUCAUGGAUCUUUAAAGAUCCUGUAAAAUGGAAUAAUUUUACUUUUCCUUUCCUCUCCCAGCUUCUCAUGCUAAGCAGCAGUAACCAGAAUAGUAUUUUGAGUAUAAAUUCAAAGUCCUUCAUCUAUUAUUGUGUGUUUUAUUGCAGUCUGGCUGAUUUGGGUUAUGGUAACUCACGUUGGAAGUCAUGACUUGGAAAAGCUGGAGGGUUUAAAAAUGCCCAUGAGCUCUUUUAGAUGGAAGUGGAUUCAUUCCCAUGGCACAGACUCUUGGCAGACAGAGAUGCCUGCUUCAAGUUUGGCACCAAAAUGUCUGAUUUUCAACCAGAGGUUGAGUUCAUUUUGAUUUUACAGCUGGGUGAACAAUCAGAAUAAUGUUCUACAUAAACCUGUUGGAGAACCUGAAGGUUUAUAUCAGCAGCCGCCCUCCGCUCGUGGUGUUCAUGAUCAGCGUGAGCGCCAUGGCCAUCGCCUUCCUCACCCUGGGCUACUUCUUCAAAAUCAAGGAGAUCAAAUCACCAGAAAUGACUGAGGACUGGAAUACUUUCCUCCUGAGAUUUAAUGAUUUGGACUUCUGUAUAUCCGAGAAUGAAACCUUAAAGCACCUCCUGAAUGACACCACGACCCCCGAGAGCACCGUGACCAGCGGGCAGGCCAGGUCUUCCACACAGUCCCCACAGACCCUCGAGGACUCUGGUCCCAUCAACAUCUCUGUCACCAUCACGCUGACCCUGGACCCCCUGAGACCUUUUGGGGGAUAUUCCCGCAAUGUCACUCACCUCAGCUCCACCAUUUUUGGGCACCAGAUUGGACUUUCAGGCAGAGAAUCCCACGAGGAAAUCAACAUCACCUUCACCCUGCCGGCUGCCUGGAAUUCCGAUGACUGUGUCCUGCACGGCCACUGCGAGCAGGUGGUGUUCAGCUCCUGCAUGACGGUGACAGCAGCCAGCAACGUGUUCCCAGUCACAGUUCAGCCACCACAUUGUGUUCCUGAAACCUACAGCAAUGCCACUCUGUGGUACAAGAUCUUCACCACGGCCAGGGACUCGAACACUAAAUAUGCCCAGGAUUACAACCCCUUCUGGUGUUACAAGGGAGCAAUUGGGAAAGUCUACCAUGCUUUAAAUCCCAAACUAACUGUCAUAGUUCCAGAUGAUGAUCGUUCUCUAAUAAACCUGCACCUCAUGCACACCAGUUACUUCCUCUUUGUGAUGGUGAUUACAAUGUUCUGCUAUGCAGUCAUCAAAGGCAGACCAAGCAAACUGAGGCAAAGCAACACAGAAUUCUGCUCUGAAAAGGUUGCUUUGUCAGAAGCAUAAAACCCUCUCUCCCUCUCCCGAGAGCGACCGAAACCAUUGCCUGCUGAACCCGGCCUGGGUCUAAACACUCUGUGAAUCCAUUACCUUGCAAUGUUGGUUUAUUCCAACCAAAGACAUUUCAAAGUGCCUGUAAUUGAUUUGUACAUAUUUAUAAAAGCAGAAUAUCCAGAGGAAUUCUGAGGAGAUGUGCUUGUCCCGUGGCGUGGUCGGGAUCCUCCUGGCCCUGCCUGGGCACAGCCCCACGUUGGUGUAGAUAACUGCAGUGAAAAGGUUCCACAGAGGCAGAUUUUUGUCUAGCUGCACCUGGGCAGGUGAAGAUGCCUUUGCAAGUGUCUCAAACCAACCAAGAGAUGUUUGGUUUUUUUGCCCAAUCUGUACAGUGUGUUUGAACCAAGUAUGCACCUUUGAUAUAAUCCUGCAUUUCCAAAGCCACCAAUCUACACCGUGAAUUCAAUGUGUGUUUGUGUGGCCUAAUACUUUAUUCCAUUUGCUCCUUGCUUGCAAGAAAAGAUAUCAACGUUUUAGAUUUUUUUUUUUUCUCUCUUUUGGAAGAAAAAAAAAGAUACAUAUUCACAUUUUAAUAGUGCUGUAUUUAGGACAAACUUGUGCUUUUAUUCAUAGUAAAAAAAUUAAGAAGUGAAGUCCCAUUUUAAACUGUUACUUACUGAAAAGAACUGUUUGAUUUUUUUAUUUUUUUUUGUUUGGUUUGGUUUUUUGAUAUUUCAUUUGGCUUGCUGAAUGCCAGAGAACCAGUCAGCACAGAGACUAUCUGGAAAACUUUUCCACUUGGCCUCCCAUCCCCAGCCCUCCAGCCAGGAUUGUGUGUCUCUGCUGCAGAGCAGCUUUCUGUCAGCCUUUUUUUUUUUUCCUUUUCCUUUUUUUCUUUUCUUUCUAGAAAGUGAAACUUAAUAAAAAGAUGUAUUGUGUUAGCAGCCUGCUGGGGCUCUGCACAGCCUUGGGCAAGUGCAAAGAGUGAAAGGAAAAGAAAUUCAGAGUUUGUUACAGAGCUUCACUCUGGGACUGUGCCUGCAGCUCUGAGGAGCAGCUGCCAAUGGCACUGCUGAGCUCUGGCCCAUUAAAUUCAUUAAAUUGCCAUUUACUGCUGUCCACUCAGGGGAAAAUGGCCACAAAAGUGGGGCUCUUAUGAGGAAGGUCAAAGAAUCCAGCCAGUGAAACCCCUGCUGUUCUCUGUGUCCAUUCUUCAGUCAGAGAUUUGCUUCUGUGCAUUUCUCCCUUCCCCAUUCUGCCUUUUGCUGGUUUUUUCUUCCUUGACUUGAGCAGUCUCCUUAAUUUCAGGGGUCAGGCUCUUCCUGCAGACAUUUCCACCACUGCUUUUAAAUCUCACUGGUUGCCUUAAUUGACUUUUCAUCUUUUCUCCCAUCUUUCUCAGGUGGUGUGACAGCUCUGCAUUCAUUCACUCACUCAUUCAUUCACUCACUCACUCUUUCCCACAGGCUUUUUUCCCUCUUCCUUUUGCUCCAACCUCCACAAAAGGAAAAAGCCAAGUGAGAAUCUCAUAGUCUCAGUGAUGCUGACAUAAAAUUCCCAUUUUCUUCCCUGCAGACACCACUGCUGCUCUGUGUGUGUUGGGACUUCAGUAAGUUCACGAGUCUUCAGGGUGUUUGAGCAGUCCCAGUUUCCUUCAGAACACGUUUCCUCCCACAAAAAUUCAGUUCCUUUACUGGGAUUUCCUGACAUGUUUUUCUCUAGGGAAUGUUAAAGCAAAGCUUUAGAGAUGGCCUGGUUUGAAGUUUAGGGAUAAAAAAGAAGCUCCCAGUUUUCUCCUGAUGCUGCUAUGGGCUGAUGCUGCUUCCCUGGGAUGAGGCAGGGAAGUGAAACAGGCCAAGAGCUUCUCCUGAGCUGUUCCUAAAUCCCAGCCUGAGCUGGUCCUAAAUCACACAAGCCCAGCCUUCCCUGUUAAUCCUCACUCCAAGAGCUGCCUCCGAGGGUGGCCUGAUCUGGGGACCAAAGGCAGGAAUAGGAGAUUGGGAGGGAGGUGGUGCAAAUCCUGAAAAUCCCCAAAAACCCUCCCGCCAUCACCUGACUCCUUCAGCAAAGCAAAUCCUUCCUCUUCCAACAAAUUCCGACUCCAAACAUCCCAGCUGGAAUUGGGGCAGUCAGGGAAACCAUUUGGGAAUGAAAGGAGCCUGCUUGACAACUUCUCCCCCACUUUCUGCACCCCCCAGGAAUCUUAAAGAUUGUGACCAUAAUGCAAAAGGGAAAACGUUGGAGAGUUGGAUGUUUUUGGCCUUAGUUCGUCCUUUUGCCCCCUGUAUUGCAGCAGGGAGGUGCAGGGUGUCCCAGCAGGCCAAAAUGCUGGAAUGCUGAGGAAUAUUGGAUUGUUCCCAGGCGAUGUACAAAGUUAAAUGCAGCCAAACAGAAGAGUUAAAACUUAAUAUUAAAGUUCAGAUCAUAUUGAUCUUUCCUUUUUUUGUUUUCUUUUUUCUUUUUAACUAUGACUUGAAUCAGUUUUGAUUCUAUUUGUACGUGUUUUCUUGUUCUUAGAAAGCUGCCAUU
Messenger RNA from Sturnus vulgaris (Common starling), 5837 nucleotides. NCBI's taxonomy places the organism in Eukaryota, Metazoa, Chordata, Aves, Passeriformes, Sturnidae. The record is from RefSeq and is a predicted model, not a curated record.